Messenger RNA from Cuculus canorus (common cuckoo), 8954 nucleotides. RefSeq names its product valosin containing protein interacting protein 1 (gene VCPIP1). The coding region runs from base 178 to 3813 and encodes 1211 amino acids. The transcript is spliced from 3 exons. Gene Ontology annotation, biological process: Golgi reassembly; protein ubiquitination; protein K11-linked deubiquitination. Lineage: Eukaryota; Metazoa; Chordata; Aves; Cuculiformes; Cuculidae. Gene Ontology annotation, molecular function: cysteine-type deubiquitinase activity. The record is from RefSeq and is a predicted model, not a curated record.
GGGGCGUGACGUUGCGGGCUCCGGCUCGGGCGGCGGAGAGGAGGCGGUGAGCGGCGGCGGCGGCUUCCGCGUUUGCCGGGCGGGCGCGGCGGAUGGGCGGCUUCUACGAGGCGCCGUACGCCGCCCGGGAUGAGCUUGUGAGCGCCGGGGGCGGCGAGGCCCGGCCGCAGCGGAGCCAUGUCCCAGCCGCCGCCGCCGUCGUCUCCUCCUCCUCAGCAGCCGCCGCCGGGUGCCUCCAAGAAGCGGGACCGGCGCAUCUUCUCGGGCACCUGCCCCGACCCGAAAUGCCAGGCGCGGCUAUUCUUCCCGGCGCACGGGCCGCAGGGCAGCGGCAGCAUCGAGUGCACGGACUGCGGGCGGCGCCACGAGCAGCGGCAGCUGCUGGCGGUGGAGGAGGUCACCGACCCCGACCUGGUGCUGCACAGCCUCCUGCGGAACGCGCUGCUGGGCGUCAGCGGCGCCGGGCCGCCCCGCAGGAACGCCGAGCUCGUCAAAGUCAUGGGCCUCUCCAACUACCACUGCAAGCUGCUGGCCCCCAUCCUGGCCCGCUACGGGAUGGACAAGCAAACUGGCAAAGCCAAGCUCCUUACGGAGAUGAACCAAGGGGACAUCUUUGACUGCUCCAUCUUGGGUGACCGCGCCUUCCUCAUCGAGCCUGAGCACGUCGAAACCAUCGGAUACGGGAAGGACCGCUCCGGCAGCCUCAUCUACCUGCACGACACCCUGGAAGACAUCAAGAAGGCCAACAACAGCCAGGAGUGCCUCAUUCCCGUGCACGUGGACGGAGACGGCCACUGCCUUGUCCACGCGGUCUCACGGGCGCUUGUUGGCAGGGAACUGUUCUGGCACGCUCUGCGAGAAAACCUAAAGAAGCAUUUUGAGGAGAAUCUGAGUCACUACAAGGCACUUUUCCAUGACUUUAUCGAUGCAGCAGAGUGGGAGGACAUUAUCAAUGAAUGUGACCCUUUGUUUGUUCCUCCAGAAGGUGUGCCAAUGGGCCUUAGGAAUAUUCACAUCUUUGGUCUGGCCAAUGUGCUUCACCGACCUAUCAUCCUGUUGGACUCCUUGAGUGGAAUGCGAAGCUCUGGUGAUUAUUCAGCAACGUUCCUUCCUGGUCUGGUACCUCUAGAAAAAUGUAUGGGAAAAGAUGGCAUGUUGAACAAGCCGAUCUGCAUUGCAUGGAGUAGCUCAGGGCGUAACCAUUAUAUUCCUCUAGUUGGAAUAAAAGGUGCUGCUUUACCUAAACUGCCUAGGAAGCUACUACCUAAAGCCUGGGGAGUUCCUCAGGACCUCAUCAAAAAGUACAUCAAGCUAGAGGAGGACGGUGGCUGUGUUAUUGGAGGAGACAGAAGUUUGCAAGACAAGUACUUGAUGAGGCUUGUUGCUGCAAUGGAGGAGGUUUUCAUGAGCAAACACGGUAUCCAUCCGAGUCUUGUAGCUGAUGUACAUCAGUAUUUCUACAGAAGGACUGGUGUAAUUGGAGUCCAGCCUGAAGAAGUCACUGCGGCUGCCAAAAAAGCAGUGAUGGACAACCGCCUUCACAGGUGCCUGAUCUGUGGAGCCCUUUCAGAGCAUCACGUUCCUCCAGAGUGGCUGGCUCCUGGGGGGAAACUCUACAACCUGGCAAAAAGCACUCAUGGCCAGUUAAGGCCUGACAAAAAUUACAGUUUUCCCCUCAACAGUUUGGUGUGUUCUUACAACCCCGCAAAGGAUGUUCUGGUACCAGACUAUAGCCUGAGUAGUUUGACUGCUUGUAACUGGUGUCACAGUAACUUAGUCCGUCGUGUCAGAGAAGAUGGGUCUGUUUCAUACUUGGAUGGAGACAGAACUAAUACUAGGUCUACGGGGGGCAAAUGCGGCUGUGGAUUCAAGCACUACUGGGAGGGUAAAGAAUACGAUAAUCUCCCUGAAGCUUUUCCUAUUACUCUGGAGUGGAGUGGAAGAGUGGUGAGAGAGACAGUCUACUGGUUCCAGUAUGAAAGCAACACAUCUCUGAACAGCAAUGUGUAUGACGUCGCCAUGAAACUCGUUACCAAGCACUUCCCUGGUGAAUUUGGUAGCGAGAUUCUUGUUCAGAAAGUUGUCAACACGAUAUUGCAUCAAACUGCCAAAAAGAACCCUGAUGAUUAUACCCCUGUAAAUAUAGAUGGUGCUCAUGCCCAAAGAGCUGAGGAUGUACAGCAAGGACAAGAGUUAGAGUCACAACUUCCAACCAAAAUUAUUUUGACUGGACAGAAGACGAAAACUUUGCACAAGGAGGAGUUGAACAUGAGCAAAACUGAAAGAACUAUUCAGCAGAACAUUGCAGACCAGGCUUCCGUAAUGCAAAAACGGAAAAGUGAAAAAUUGAAACAAGAGCCUAAAGGGCAACCUAGGACUGCUUCUCCUGGGGCUGUUCGUGAGGGGCCAUCGUCCGCACCUGCUACACCAACAAAAACGCCGUAUUCUCCAACAUCUGCAAAAGAAAAGAAAAUCCGAAUAACCACAAAUGAUGGGAGGCAGUCAAUGCUUACCCUAAAGUGCACUACUACCUUCUUGGAAUUACAGGAAAGCAUAGCAAGAGAAUUUAAUAUUCCUCCGUAUUUGCAAUGUAUUCGCUAUGGCUUUCCUCCUAAAGAGCUACUGCCUCCCAAAGAAGGCAUGGAAAAUGAGCCUGUUCCUUUGCAGCAUGGUGACAGGAUUGCAAUAGAAAUCCUGAAAGGUAAGGAGGAAGGCAGGCAGUCUGCUUCGGCACACUCGGCCCAUGCUGUGAAGCAUGAAGACGUUGCUGUGACGAGUAAAAUCUCAUCAAAGGAGCUGCAAGAGCAAGUCGAUAAGGAAAUGUACUCCCUAUGUCUUCUAGCAACUCUAAUGGGAGAAGAUGUUUGGACUUACGCAAAGGGUCUUCCUCAGUUGUUCCAGCAGGGUGGAGUAUUCUACAGUAUAAUGAAGAAAACCACAGGUCUGGCUGAUGGCAAGCACUGCACUUUUCCACAUCUGCCUGGUAAAAACUUUGUGUACAAUGCCGCAGAGGACAGGUUAGAGCUGUGUGUGGAUGCUGCUGGGCACUUUCCUAUUGGUCCUGACGUUGAAGAGUUGGUUAAAGAGGCCUUAAGUCAAGUGCGAGCAGAAGCUACUUCAAGAAGCAGAGAAGCAAGUCCUUCCCAUGGAAUGCUGAAGCUGGGUAGUGGUGGAGUAGUGAAAAAGAAAUCUGAACAACUGCAUAACAUAACUGCAUUUCAAGGAAAGGGUCAUUCUUUAGGAACUGCAUCUAGUAGUCAACAGCAUGAUCAAAGAGCCAGGGAAACACCACUUCUAAGAAAGCAUAGCACAGAAACAGACUUCAGUCCUUCUGCUAAAAUUGAGCCUUCUGUAUUCACAGCUGCUUCUGGUAACAGUGAGCUUAUCCGAAUUGCUCCAGGAGUUGUGACAAUGAGAGACAGCAGGCAGCUUGACCCCACUUUGAUUGAGGCACAGAGAAAAAAGUUGCAGGAAAUGGUCUCUUCUAUUCAGGCUUCAAUGGAUAGACAUUUGCGGGAUCAGAAUACAGAGCAGUCAGCAUCAGUUGAUAUAUCUCAAAGAAAAGUAGAGGCAGUGAGUUCAACUGCUAAAACUGGGAGCUUUCAGGCUGGCUUACCCGAAUCGUUUUCUGCACCAGGUGGUUCUGAACGCUUGGAUACUGAAUCAACUGAUGGUAACAUGGUAAAUUCUAUGGGAACAACAUUCCCUGCAAGGUCUAAAACACAAAAGGGAAAUUCUGUUGAGGAGCUUGAGGAGAUGGAUAGUCAAGAUGCAGGAAUCACUAAUGCAACUGAGCCAAUGGAUCACUCUUGAUAGGGUAGAAUCUAAUAAAGGUAGAAGAAAUUACUGUUCAAAUAUAAUGUUUAUUGGCUGGGCCACACAAAGUGAUUAGUUAUUAAAUCUUGUAUGUAUGUCAAAGAUUAUAUCAUCUUAUUCAGUGCAUGAUAAGCAAGUGUGUGAUUGGCAAUAGCUUUCAAUAUUACCAUACCGCUGCCCAGGCUGGCUCUGUUACCUGUAAAUUAGUUAUUAGGAAAUGCACUGAGAUGAAUAUCUGCUGUAAAUGUGGGUUCUUGAAAAUUCUUUCUAAUUUUUAAUUCUUUAAAAGUCUUAAAGUUUAAGCCCAUGCAAGGUUCUUACCAUGCUAGUUUAAGGUUACUGGAAAGGCUAGAACAGGCAAAACUAGAAAUGUGACAAAGUUAAUCCUGUCCCAGGUACUUAAUUCCACUCAAAAAUGCACUAUAAUCGUGGUUUAUACAUAAACUUCAAAAAGCAACCGAAACUAAAUUUAUGCUAAAUUUGAUAAUGUAGCUUAUGCCGUACUUGAAUUACAUCGUGCUGGCAUUUCCUCCAGUUUAAAAACUUUUCCAUUCAUACAGCUGUAUACGCUUCUCAGAAAGCUUGAAAUAAGUGUAACUUUAGUAAACUUUCUAGUUUCUGCAUAUUGUCAGUUUAAGCAAGUUAGGAAAAAAGGUUACUUAGUGUAUGAUGAAGAUAAAAUGAAUGUGCUAUGGUUGUGCGUGGCUGUCUGAGCCAACACGACCAUCUUGGUGCUCUGUUAGUUAAUGAUAGCAUGUCUUUAUUUCCUCCCAAAUAUUGAGCUGGUCAGAUGUUGUGCAACUCUUAGUACAACUACAGGAGAGAAGUUGUUUGCAGUUUUAAGAAACAACAAAUGUUCCAUGGCAAAUCCAUUUCUUUUAAAAAAAUGUGAUUAUUAGCAUUGUUUAGUAAUGGCAAAGAUUAAAUAACAGCUGUCCUCUUCAGAGAAAAUUAACAAUUCAUGUGAAGGAAAUGACUGUCUAGCAUACAUUAUCCUGAAAUGCUCAGCGAUGAUUGAGCUUUUAGAAGCUCACUGUUUACUCCGUGGAAGCAAGGAAUACCUGAUGUUUCAGUGUCUGUAAAGACUGUCUACCUACUUCUAUUAGCUUUGUUUCAGUUUGUGAUGCAGAUUUCCCUGCAUCAGUGGUAAUAUAGCUGGUAUCCACUUAAGUAGCAUGUUCAUCAGACCUGCAAUGCUAACUCUUAAGAAGCAGCCAUUGCGCUUGCUCCCGAAGGAUGGAAUGUGUAUCUGAUACUGCACUGUGCUUUCUAUCUUCAUAGUCAUAUUUAAGUGCACUACUGUUGCUUCCUUUAAUGGUAAAAUAACAUUGAAUGGAUGACAGAUGUUAAUGCAGCUUCAAAGGAAUUAAGAGCAUUUAAUUAUUGAAGUCUCUGUUUGUGCACAUGUGGGGUUUUACCAGUUCACAACUGCUGUUUGUAUUGUAUAUGUUUGUAUUCAGAAAAGUCUCCUCACUUUUUUACAUUUCUUAUCACUUAAACACUUCUAAGCAUUAGUAUGAUAAAACGUUCCAUGAAGUAGGAUUUAUUUUUGUAUGUAAAAAUUAACUGAAGUGAGUCACUUAAAGAAUAGCCCCCGUUUUGUCAAAGUAAAUUAAAAUGCCUCUAUUGGUUAACUUUUUAUGUAGAGGGAAUAAAUAUUUUAUGAUUUAGUACACUACUUAUGGGUAAAAAAAGUAAGAACCACAUUUUCAUGAGUAAAUGAAAAGUUUUAAGAUCUCAAAUUGCUAACCUGUAAGUUGGCAAUUUGGAAGCUUGGAACGUAUGAAGUAAUUUGGCUCACCAGAACUGACCUUGCUGAUGCACUGGUUAACUGGCAGGGUUUAUUCAGUGAGAAACAGGAUGCACAUGCAGCAGCUGGAAGCCUGCCAUAACUUCUGAAAACAUUUAGUCUCCUGUGAAUCAGUCUAGCUGUCUGAAGGCUAUUUCUGUAUGGAAAAUGUUGAGUAGAAGCUUGUGCUUUGUCAUAGUGGGAGGUUUUGUAAAGCGUAGCUGUGGCAUAUUCCUGGGGAGGAAUUUAAGUCCAGAGAGGCUAAUGGGGAGGAAUCGCCUGGAUCUCUUGCAUUUUAGACAAGGUAACUAUCACUAUGACAUUUUAACCUUUUCUUUAGAAAAAGAAGUGUUCCUCAGCUGAAGAAAAAUGAGCAGUGUACAUGAGAGAAUUGUAAGUUUGAAAUAAAUGGAAAUAUUUAUUGCACAUCAUCCUUAUUUCAAGGGGAAAUACUGACUUCUUUCAUGCCUUUCUGGUAAGACUAUGGAAGUUUGUGUGUGCCUUUUGCUGUGUUUUAAUUUUGACACACUUCCCAUUUCAGCAGUAAUUUGAUGUUUUUCUUCUUAUCUAAAUGAAAAUGGACACAGAUAAUAGCUGUGUUUGACUCACCCUUAGUGCCAGCUUGGGUCCACUGAACUCAUGUAGAUCAGCACUCUCCACUUCCUAAAAUAAAAUGAUCUCACAAAGGAAUAGUGAAAUGGUGUCGGAAUCACAAGACCCGCUGCUAUUAAUUCCUUUGGUGUAAAGCAGGAUUGUGUAUAUUUCUUUGCAGUGUUCUUAUUUCACAUAGCUUUCUCAUGCAUUUAAAUAUCAGUGUUUUUGAGAAAGGUGGCUUUUGAUACUCUCGAGUGAAGCUAAAAUUCAUCUACAUGCCAGUGAGAUGUGUAACUGUACAGAAGUGAAAUAAAGAACACUGAAGUGCAAGUUUGAACAGAUGUUUCAUUUGAUUCCCAGCAGUGGAUGUAGAUGUAAGUUGAGGGAGAUCUGUGUGCCUGGCUGAGAAGCACCCAUGUACUCAUUAGAUUUCCCUGUUAGAGUCAGGAAAAUGGUGGUGGGGUGCAAGGGCAGGGAAGAUGCUGACUCGUUGUGGGUGUGAAGCCCUGUGGAUAGGACUUAAAAGAUGAGGACUUAAAAGAUAGGACUUAAAAGAUUAAAAGAUGAGGAGCGUCCCUUUCUCCAAAAACGCCCAACUUCUUUCUACUGAAUUGCCUCUGAACUUAGGCUGUUCUAGUUCUUUUUGAAUUGGGUUUUAAAUUUUUUUUGAACACCUGCCUUGAUUACUUUCCUGUCUAUGGGCCAACCAACUUCUACUCAGCGUCUCGUGGCAAAGAUGACUUAAAUUACUUGAAAAGCCUAAACUUUACUAUGGCUUAGUACAUAUAAAAUAAAUGAGAGAUGAUUACUGAAAAUAAAGAGCCGAUACAAGGUGGGGGGAAGAGAAUGAACAAGAUUGUUGAUAAGCAUAUGGGAAACUUCCAGAGAGCAGAUUGGUUUUCCAGGCAAAUGCAAGACUUUUACUGCUUCAAAUGACUGGCUGUUUGUAAGUAAGGUUGAAUUUUUGAUACUGCUGUCUCUCUCGGAAUUGUUUGCAAAUCACUGAGGGGAAAUAAAUAGCAGCUUUACAAAUGAAAUCACAUGAGUAUAUUUGGGAUGUUUUCACUGCUGUAGUCACAAAACAGCAAUGUUUUUUGAUGGUUUGAUCCCAUGUAGUUUACUUGUUUCCUGAUAGAUACAAGAUGUGAGCUAGACGGUGCCUCUGACGGAAUGCUCUAGCAGCGUCACAGAGGCACGGUGCCACAAGGCUCUAUGCUAGCAGCCCUGUACAACAGGCAUACUUUCAAGACCAAAAUGCUUCAUUUAAAAAAGUAGACUCCAUUGUCACAGAGUUGCUUGCUAAUUUUUUUCCAUGUGCUGAAAAUGCCAGGUAAUAAAAUUAAUAGUAUGCUUACAACUGGGAGAGCGAUGCUUGAUCUGACAUGUAUGGAAAAUGAACCAUUUAAGAAGGUGCCACUGUUACCUCUACAUUUGUUUGGCUUAUUUUCAAAUAGCAGAAUUUAGGUGCUUCUGUAAAACAAUAAUAAUAUGAAGUUGAUCCUUCUGUUAAAAGAAAACAACAGUAAGUGGUUUCUUUGUUUUGUUUGUGGUUAUCAGUUUAGCUUCUUAAAAUUAAAGAAGUUGCUUAAGGUCUUUGGAAUGCAGGAUUCCCUCUGAGCCCUUAUGCCUGCGGUUGAGCAAUAAACAAUUGAAACAAGAGUGGUAUUUUCAGAAUUAUUUUACGUUUAACAAGGAUUAUUGCCAAGAAAUGAAAGAGUGCACUUUUAGGAGGGAAUGCUAUUUAAAAUGUAUAAAUGAGAAUUAAAAUAGUGUAUAUAUUUAGAAAACAAAACUUUUUAAACAGUAAAUGCUUUACAUGUUGAAUUAAAAAGAAAUUAGCAUAGCAGCUAUACCAUCUUCACAGUACUGGCUGUUUAUCCAGCAGGGUUUGGUUUGUUUUAUUUGUGAUUGCUGUACUAAUUAUAUUUGAUUUUUUUAUCUGUAAUGUAACAAUAGUGUAUUAUAACAGUAUAUAGUGUACUAUACUACACUUCACUGUACAGUAUUUGGAAUUUUCUUUGAUUGCUAUAUUAAAACUAUAAGUUAAAACAUUGGCUUUGGUUUUAUAAGGUGCCACUUUUAUCUAGCCUUUCACACGUUAGCCAGUAUAAUUAACACUGGUUUGGCUACAAAAUGAAUGAGUUGUAAUUAUAUUAACUUCUGCAUUCUUCAUAUAAAUUGCAUUACGCUUGCAUACAUGAAGUUGAAAAACUGAUACGAAUCUUAGGAAGGUAAGCUGUGAUGUCAUCCAUUUUGCUUUAGUUAUGUUUCUGUUUAAAAUAACUUUUUUGGAAGAAAAACUUUUUAUGGGAAAGGUUUUUAUUACCUCAUGUCUGUUCCGAAUAUUUCAUUAAACACAUAGGACCUUUGAAUUUGGGAGGUUUUUAAAACAGGCUUUUAUAUAUUUGAGAUCAAAAUCUGAGAUCCCAAAUUUCUUAGUGACAGCUUUGGAAAAAAGGUGUAGAAAAGCGCUGACCAAUUCAUACAUAACAUUUUAAGGUAUCUUGCAAUCUAUGGUUUGAAACAUUGGUCAAAAUGUAUUUCAAAGCAAAAUUUUAAUGCAUGCGUGCAAUACACAAAUAUGAAUAGGAUCAUUUGGAAGAAAUAGCUUUUGAAAAUUUGGCAAUAGUCAAAGAUUAACUUAUUGACAGCUACUUACCACUUUUUCCACUGGCUAACAUUUUGUUUCAAAAAUUGACUGUAAUCAUAACUUUUGAGUCUGAAAAGAAGUCAUAAAACCCACCUGCAAAACUUC